AGAAGCUUGCGAAAGUGCUAGCGGUCAGCUGAGCAAUGCGAAUUUACCGCUAGACCGGGUGUCAACAGCACGAUAAGGUACAUUUGAAUGCAGACGGGGAAGAUACAUUGUUAUAUUAAACUGCUUGGCUAUGUGCUAUCAUCCUCACGAUUUGUUAUUUAUCUGGCGUGACUGGGCAGACUUCAGAGCCCUCGUAUAUUGAAUGUGAUACAAGCCAUUAGCCACCUCUCCAGUCCUGCCCGUGUGUCAGUCCCCUAAACCCGUCACCUGUUCCUGUCCGUCCCUUAACCCUAUCCCCCAGUACACCCCCUGACCUGGUCCCCAGUAUGAGUUCUUCUCCGCUGGGUUCCCGUGGCAACAUGGACAUUCUUGAGGAACUGCAGCUGAUUGCAGCCCAGAACCUGGAGAUGCUAGAGAUCAACAAGUACUAUGAUGUCAUCAGGGAGCUAGGCAAGGGGACCUACGGCAAGGUAGACCUGGUCAUACACAAGAUCAGAGGCACCAAGAUGGCCCUGAAGUUCCUGAGGAAGAAGACGACCAAGCUGAAGUCGUUCCUGAGGGAGUACAGCAUCUCUCUCUACCUCUCCCCUUGUCCCUUCAUCAUUAACAUGUUUGGCAUCGCCUUCGAGACUGACGACUACUACGUGUUUGCCCAGGAGUAUGCCCUGUCCGGGGAUCUCUUCGACAUCAUCCCUCCACAGGUUGGUCUCCCGGAGACCGUCGCUAAGCGCUGUGUGCACCAGGUUGCCAUCGCCCUGGACUACCUUCACUGUAAGAAGUUGGUGCACCGAGACAUCAAGCCUGAGAACAUCCUCAUCUUCGACCGCGAGUGCCGCAAGGUCAAAUUGUCCGACUUUGGCAUGACACGCCGUGCUGGCUCGCCGGUCAAACGUGUGAGCGGUACCAUCCCGUACACGGCUCCGGAGCUGUGCGACACGUCUCGCCACGAGGGCUUCUGCGUGGACUACAGCACGGAUGUGUGGGCCUUUGGCGUCCUCCUCUUCUGCAUGCUGACCGGUAACUUCCCCUGGGAAAAGGCCCUGCCCUCUGACUCCUUCUACCAGGAGUUCACACGCUGGCAGAGGCGCCGCACGGGCACCGUACCCUCGCAGUGGCGCCGCUUCACCGAGCAGGCCCUCCGCAUGUUCCGCAGGCUCCUCUCUGUGGAGCAGGACCGACGCUGCUCUGUCAAAGAGGUGUUUGGCUACUUCAGCCACAGCUGGAUGCUGGAUGGAGACAGCAACGGGAACGGAGGAGGGGGUGGAGAGAGAGAGAGGGAGAGAGGAGGAGGUGGGAGGGAGAGAGGAGGAGGAGGGGUGAGGGUGGAGGGGGAAGGGAGGAGUACGUCGUCCUCGUCUGGGGAGGACGAUGAAGACAUGCUGGUGGAGAGGAUGAAACAGCAGACUCUGUCUCCUCUCUCUCCUCUGUCUCCUGUGUCUGUGGGGACAAAGGCAGGGAUGAUGGAAUCAGGUGGAGGACACCAUUUUGUGUCUGUUUCCACCACCAGCUCCGUAUCCUCUACUAACAGCUAUGAACGCAUGCCCAGAGACAGCGUCAGCAACAACAACCAGCCCUCAGGGCGCAUGCUGGUGGCUACACCUAUAGAGAUCUGUGUCUGAGAGAUGUAUGUGCGAGACGGGCCUGAGAAGGACUGAAAUACUGCGUACAGUACACACACACAUACAGACACCUACACUCAUAUACACACACUUAUCCAUACAUACAUACAUUCGGAAAGUAUUCAGACCCCUUUACUUUUUCCACAUUUUGUUACAUUACAGCCUUAUUCUAAAAUUGAUUCAAUAGUUUUUUCCCCUCAUCAAUCUACGCACAAUACCCCAUAAUGACAAAGCAAAAAAAAGGGUUUGGGGAAAUGUAUUAAAAAUGAAAAAAUGAAAUAUCACAUUUACAUAAUUAGUUAUACCCUUUACUCAGUACUUUGUUACAGCCUCGAGUCUUCUUGGGUAUGAUGCUACAAGCUUGGCACACCUGUAUUUGGAGAGUUUCUCCCAUUCUUCUCUGCAGAUCCUCUCAAGCACUGUCAGGUUGGAUGGAGAGCAUCCCUGCACAGCUAUUUUCAGGUCUCCAGAGAUGUUCGAUCGGGUUCAAGUCCUGCGUUGUCUUAGCUGUGUGCUUAGGGUCGUUGUCUUUUUGGAAGGUGAACCGUCACCCCAGUCUGAGGUUCUAAGGGCUCUGGAGCAGGUUUUCAUAGAGGAUCUUUGUACUUCGCUCCGUUCAUCUUUCCCUUGAUCCUGACCAGUCUCCCAGUUUCUGCCGCGUAAAAACAUUCCCACAGUAUGAUGCUGCCACCAUGAUGCUUCACAGAAGGGAUGGUGUCAGGUUUCCUCCAGAUGAGACGCUUGGCAUUCAGGCCAAAGAGUUCAAUCUUGCUUUCGUCAGAUCAGAGAAUCUUGUUUUUCAUGGUCAGAGUCCUUUAGGUGCCUCUUGGCAAACUGGUUGUCAUGUGCCUUUUACUGAGGAGUGGCUUCCGUCUGGCCACUCUACUAUAAAGGCCUGACUGUGCUGCAGAGUGCUGCAGAGAUAGUUGUUCUUCUGGAAGAUUCUUCCAUCUCCACAGAGGAACUCUGGAGCUCUGUCAGAGUGACCAUCGGGUUUUUGGUCACCUCCCUGACCAAGGCCCUUCUUCCCCGAUUGCUCAUUUUGGCCGGGGGCCAGCUCUAGGAAGAGUCUUGGUGAUUCCCAACUUCUACCAUUUAAGAAUGAUGGAGGCCACUGUGUUCUUGGGAAACUUUCCCAGACCUGUGCCUCGACACAAUCCUGUCGCGGCACUCUACGGACAAUGCCUUCGACCUCAUGGCUUUCUUUUUGCUCUGACAUGCACUGUCAUCUGUGGGACCUUAUAUAGACAGGUGUGUGUCAUUCCAAAUCAUGUCCAAUCAAUUGAAUUUACCCCAGGUGGACUCCAAUCAGGUUGUAGAAACAUCAAGGAUGAUCAAUGGAAACAGGAUGCAUCUGAGCUCAAUUUCGAGUCUCAUGAAUACUUAUGUAAACAGGUAAAAACCUGUUUUCGCUUCGUCGUUAACGGGUACCGUGUGUAGAUUGGUGAGGGGAAAAAAAUAUUUAAUCCAUUUUAGAAUAAGGCUGUAACGUAACAAAAUGUGGAAAAGGUAAAGAGGUCGGAAUCCUUUCUGAAUGCGCUGUAUACAGAUAUUCACACACUUUCAUACAUACUAUGUAUACUCAGACACAUACUAUACUAUAACUAUACAUUAUUAUCAUCACACACAAAAAAAUUGAGAACAGGGUCAAAUGCAAGGACAUUUAAUGAAUGAAUGAAUGAACAUUCUGCCAAAUAUAAAGGGAUCAACUCAAGACAUUCCUGAUGAUUCCGGUUGGGGUCUUGGUGUAAAAUGAUUCAGUUAGAGAUCCAGUGAUAAGUCAUUCUACGGAAAUGGCAAAUCUUUAUAGAGACUGCAAAGACUCAAUGAACAACAUACUGAACGAUCAACCAGCCAACCAACAAACCAAGAAUGACAGACAAGACACGGAAAGAGAGGUUGAAAAACACAUUGUGAUCUGAAAUGCUGGUAUUCAGACAGUAUCAGAAGAAAACCAAAAUGUAUUUCUUAAAGCAAUAUAUUUCCCCCAAAAAGACUGAAGUCGAAGGUGAAUUGAGAAAAAAUAGCUUCAGAACUGGCAUGGUGGAACCAUUUAUGAAAAAGCCAAAAGAUGAAGAGAUGUUCUUUUGAUUAGGGUUUUUACCUGAUAGAAAUUCUUUGUAAAAUGUUCCUCAAUGAAAGAAUAUCAUCAAAAUGAACAGCAGUUUUGAUGUUUACUGUAAUGCAAUGUGAACUCUGGUACUAAGUAUGUAUGUGUGUGUACAGUAUGUAUGUAUGUAUCACUGUAUGUUCCAUGUGUAUGGAUUGGCAAUAUGAUUAGAUGGAUUUUUAUUUUGCCUUAAGAUUUACUUUAUUUAUUUAAAUCCUAAAUAACCAGAUUAGCUUGAGGUGUUUUGUGUUAGACUCAUUUUGGUAAAGGUUUUUGGACACUCUAGUGCCAAAUCUCUACAUGGUCUUCUGCAACACAUUUUGAACAGCUGGAUCUUGAAAAUUACUGUGUUUAAUAGUAUUUUUUUGCAUGGCGUAUUCUCUCUCCAGUUUAUGAUUUAGAUUUAGUCCGAUGAUGUGCUACACAUUAAUAUUGGAUCAUUCAAAGCCACCAGAUGGAGAAGUGAAAGGCAUUAAGUUGGUAACACUUGAUAUGGAUAGUCCCAAGUAGGUGGUUUGUCGAUGUAGACAAUACCUGUCAACAUUUCAACUAACUAUCCAUCAGGGUCGGGGUCAAUUCCAUUUCAAUUCCCGUCAAUUCAGGAAGUACACUGAAAUUCCAAUUCUCUUCAAUGCUUUUCAUUUGGAAUUGGAAUUUGGUUUACUUUCUGAAUUGCCUGGAAUUCAAAUAGAUAGACCCCAACCUUGCUAUCCACUAACCCUAGCCUUAACCUUAACCCUUACCCUUAUUCUAAACAUAACCCUAAGCGCAAACUUAGCAAGCAGUUGCUUAUCAACAUAGAGUUUGUUGAUAGUAUGACCAUCUGUAGAUCAUCUAUAUGGGACUAUCCAAAUAAAGUGGGACCAUUUAGAUUCAUGUAUUUAACUUUAUUCUGCCACAGCAAGCCAAGAUGACAGAUAGCUCUAAAUGAUUUCCAACACUUUAUCCCUGCACCUUAACACACACAUAUCUACUUCAUUUUUACACAUUUUAAUCAAUUUAUUUGAUUCUUUUUUUAAAUGUGUUAAUGCUGAUGAAUAGAGUAUUGUUUGGAUUUUGAUAAUUAUUUAGCAUUUUAAAUUCAAGCUGAAAAAUACAGUGGAGUACACAGUCACAUCUUAAAACAAUUGCAUGAUGAGUAACUAAAACAUAUCUUUAUGAAUAAUUUUAACUGGCUUUACAAAAUGUUAUGUCAAGAUUGUUGUAAUGUGGAAUUUAGCUGUAGCACAAUUUCUUGCAUUAUGUCCUGAAGCAAAUAUUGGUCUUAUUACCUCUUGAGGCAUCUUAGGGCUCAAUACCAGACAAAACAAUAAUAGUUCAUUUUUAUUCAAUGUUGUGUUUGUAUGCUGUUGAUGUUGUGUUUCCAUCUCACCAGUAAGAACUAGGAUCUAGAGCUAAGUUACAGAGCCUGGGAAUCCUAGAUUUUCUAGAAUAGUUUAGAUACUGUAGUUCUCAAAAUAAUGCAUUUUUGAUGAAGUGUGUAGCUUCUAAAUUGCCAAGUGUUGAGAAGUUGCAAGGGACAUCUGGAGAGGAUUUUUCACUUUCUUGCCAAGCAAAACAUCACAAGAGUGAUGAAUAAGUCAUUUUAAAGUCAGAAAUAAGAUUUAAAAAAUAAAAUGUGUGUUGUGAUUUCCAGACAUAUUUGCAUAAAUCUUUAUGUGCUGGAAACCAAUUGUAAAAAAACAAAAACAUGUUUGCUGUCACAAGCUGUAGUAUUCUGUUCUUCAUAAGUGGGUGUAUGAAUGUCGUGUAACAGUCAGUAAAGUUAUUUUCCCUCUGUGGUUUGACAUCUUCCAACAAUGAACUGUUCAAUAAGGUUUGUAGCUAGUUGAAGUAUUGUUCAAUAAUGCUCCGGGUAGAAGUUGGCUUCAGGCAGAGAUUUAGGAUUAGCUUACCCUCCCCAAAUCCUCAACUUAUCCAUAAGGGUGAAAAAACUCCACUGACCUUUCAUCAGUGUCUUGGGUAGUGAGAUUACUACACCUUGUGACAACCUAUGACCUUACUUCCAGUCCCGAUGCACAUGGAGUUGUUUCUCUAGAGGCUAGCGGUCACCAAGCCGAGUCCUGGGGACUCGCUAGGUGUGCAGGCUUUUAUUCUAGCCCAACACUAACACACCUGAUUCAACUAAUCAUUCAAAUCGAAGGCUAAAACCUGGGUUGCAGACCAUAGCUGUAGCCAAUAGAUGAGUUAGACAAAGAGGUUUCUGCAAAGCUAUCAUGAUGUAAUGUGUUGCAACUUGUGUAUUGGAGUUCCUGUCUGUCUGUAGUGACAUAUUGAUGCGGCAUCAUGAUUUGUGGUGUUUUAGUGAGUAGGGCAACACAGCGCAAGAACUCGUGUCUGAGUAUGUCUUUGCAAUACAACCGUCUUCCCUGUAAGCUCUGAUUUAGUCAACAAAAAAAUUAAAACUGUGGUUGG
This is a messenger RNA of Oncorhynchus masou masou (cherry salmon), 6144 nucleotides long. RefSeq names its product brain specific kinase 146 (gene bsk146). The coding region runs from base 327 to 1619 and encodes 430 amino acids. NCBI's taxonomy places the organism in Eukaryota, Metazoa, Chordata, Actinopteri, Salmoniformes, Salmonidae. Gene Ontology annotation, biological process: peptidyl-serine phosphorylation; peptidyl-threonine phosphorylation. The record is from RefSeq and is a predicted model, not a curated record. Gene Ontology annotation, molecular function: protein serine/threonine kinase activity; ATP binding. The transcript has 6 exons.